UCUGGCAAUAUUUUAGGAUGUUAAAUCAAAAUUGUUGCUCCUUUGCAAAAAUUGAAGAUGGUCAGAUUAGCAGUCAUGGUGAAAAAUGUGGCCUUUAUUACAAAAACUUGCUUGAAUUAAUUCAUCAUAUAGAGGAAGAGCAUAUUCCAUUAAUUGAAAAUGCCAAAAUUGCUGAGCGAAAGCGACUCCGUGAACAAUUUGUUGAUGACCCUGAGCAAUACGAAAAGGCUUACAAUGCCUCUCUUAACCAACCUGUACCUCUUUCACUUGUUUGCAGAUUGAAGCCAUUUCCGAAAGGACAUAAAGUUCAUCCAAUAACAACUCCAAAGCAAAGAACACUUAAAUUUUGUCAUUAUAAACCUAAGCAAAUUGUUCAACAACAAUUGAAUUCUGUAGUUAGUAAUGGUACGUUUACUUAUACCUUUGGUUUGAAAUCUCAUGUUAUUUUUACUAUUACUUUGUGUGAAUAUUUUUAA
Meloidogyne enterolobii is the source of this 476-nucleotide messenger RNA. The record is from the annotation of a GenBank genome assembly. Lineage: Eukaryota; Metazoa; Nematoda; Chromadorea; Rhabditida; Meloidogynidae.